UCUGGAUUAAAUUCUUGUCAACAGAACUACUUGUCUGCCUCCAACCACCUCAGCUUCAUCAAAAACAUCUUCAAACCACCUCAGCUCUCUCCCUACUUGUCUAACAAUGCCACGUCCAAGCUCUGAUAAUCUUUUCACUGAGCAGCGCUCAUACCGACCUAGGCCUACCCCUCUUGCAGAUCAGCUUCGUGAUUUGGAAACUCUCCAAAGGAUGCAGACCGGAACAGACCCACGCUUGUUGAUCAAUCCCGACAUUGUUUUGGCACACCAGCAACUAGAAGAGGACAUACAUCGUCAAAUGAAUCCAAAUCCAGCAGAUGAGGAAAACGGGCCUGGAGAAAAUUUUAAUCACUACGAUCCGGAACCAGAAGCCCAUGAAGAUAAUGAUAGUCUAAUUGACCAAUUGAAUGCACAUCACACCUCAGUAGAUCAGCGAAAUCGACACCAGACAAUCAAGAACCACUGGACUGAGUUGAUUCCAACCCUUCAUGGAGCAUACCUCUGGCUCCAAGUCAAGACAAGAAACUGGACAAGCUCUAAUGCUUUUGAAAAUUUUUCAACAGACUUUUGCACAUGCGACCGGUUUACACAUCGACAAGUGGACUUGAUUGAUUUGAAUACUCAAAAACGCGAAUCCAUUCCUUUCUGCCAGUGUACACCUGAUAUACUGCACUUACUCGCUCGUGGAUACAUUGGCAGUACACCGGUAGCCCCUCAGACAGCGUUUUCAAUCAAUUUGCUUGGUUUCCACAAUCAUUUGUGGCAGUGGUGCACUGUAGGUACAUUACCUUUCAUGAAGGCCAUGCAGGCAUGGCUGGAGGAACGAUCUCCUCCACUUCUAACCCAAUCGGGAAAGCGGCGAGAUCUCCGUACAAACUUUGCAGCCGCUAUUGAUGUCUACCGCUUGCUAGGUGAUCGUACAAACAAUGUUAUCAAAGAUACUCUCCACUUGACAAAGCAACAGUCAUUAGCUUUAGAUUCGUGCCCUGCUUGUUUUGGCUCUCCUUCUUCUGAAAGUUUCACCCAAAACUCAGCCACCCUGCCCGGUUCCACUCCUCAGAAUCAUCCAAUGCCACCCAACACCGAUUCUCAAAAUCAAAAUGAACCAACUACAUCAAACCAAGCAACACAGAAUCAACAACCCCCUCUAGUAAUAUGCCUGGAUGGGAACUUUCAACACCGGCACCAUUUCGCAGGCAGCAGGAAUUAUACUGAGUUGAUAACUCCCAAUAAAUUUAUCAAACCUUGCUCGAUCAAUGAGAUGAAUGACUACAUCAAAAACCAAGAAGAGAUGCACCGUGUCAGAGGAACUCGAGAUCGAUGUGCAGAUUCACAUAAAGCCGCAGAUGACAAAAGAAAUAAGUCAACGUGGAAAGCCUGUGAUGAUACAGGGCUGAUGGGCUGCUGUUGUAGACACGACUCAGCAAUUUACCUUGCCAACAUCUCAGAUGGAGGUGAAAAUCGCAAGUAUCCCUUGUCAAUACUCAACCAGGUGUUAUCAGAUGUCGACUCAACACGGGAUGUGCGAGUUCUCUAUGACAUCGGAUGUAAUUUGAAGAAGUUUAUUUCUUUGCGGCACCUUUUCCCUGAAGAUACUAAUAGGCUCACGUUUGGCACGUCGGUGUUUCAUUCCUAUGUACACAAUUGGAAGUGUCAAUUGGAAUUUAGCCCUCGCUACAACGACGGAUGGGGCCUAUCCGAUGGGGAAGGAUUAGAACGCCUAUGGUCGUUUCUUUCUCCUCUAGUAAGUCCUCUUCGAUACGCUACCCGAAAUCACCGCCUUGCUGCAAUUGCACACAAAAUCCAAUUCCACAACGAACGAGGCAAGGAAAACUUGAUUCACUGGCUUGGGCACAAGUACAAUAAAGCAAUCAGUCGAAAACAAGAAUCAACCAGGAAGCUCGACUCACUGUAUAAGUUGAUUAAUCCCUUUGCAUCCCCAAGAGCAAGUUACGACAUUCAGUUCUUUGAAGACCAAUGGAACAAUCAGCGUCAAUUUCAAUUAAACCAUACCGAUGCAGAUCGUGAGCGGCAAGAGCGUCUGGCCAGCUUUCUGGAUCGGGAAGCCAGUUUGAAUCGACUGAGAACACAACUCAACACGAUGGUAUCGACCGAUGCUGGUUCCUAUGACAACAUAUUUCAAUCUUUACUGGACAUUGCCUCAAGUAUGGAACAGCAACAAGAAUUCGCUAGGGAGCUUCCUGGAGAGCACAACAUAUUGAUUGGUCAAGAUGGUAUGCCUCAAACCGUUUUUGCUGUCUUUUUACAACCCCAACUGACACCAUGUUGA
Puccinia graminis f. sp. tritici CRL 75-36-700-3 is the source of this 2290-nucleotide messenger RNA. RefSeq lists its product as uncharacterized. Bases 107 to 2290 code for a protein of 727 amino acids. The record is from RefSeq and is a predicted model, not a curated record. The transcript is spliced from 7 exons. NCBI's taxonomy places the organism in Eukaryota, Fungi, Basidiomycota, Pucciniomycetes, Pucciniales, Pucciniaceae.